AUGGAAAAAGCUGAAAAACUCAAAAGCCAAAAGGAAGCUAUUCUUCCCAUUAGCUCUGACGAUAUUGUUAACCAGCAGGCCAUUGAACGCGUGAAAUCCUCCGCUAGUCACACUCAUCAUUACAAGAACAAUGAUAUGCAUGAACAGCAAUACCAGGGUAUAGAAAAUGGCUACUUAAUGCCCAAUAGUUUAGGAGGCAUGCAGGCAAUAGACUUAUCAGGAACAAUGGUGAGUAAUAAGCAUCAAGGAACCGGUUUAUAAUCCAGGUGAAUGAUAACCAUGAAUAACGAUUUAGUUACAGCUGUGUGACAUUUUUUGGAAGCAAAAACCACUAGAAGAGAAGAAAAAUCAGGCUGAAUGAAAAAAUUUCAGAUAUUUUGAUGCCAUAAGAAACCAAAGAUUAUUGCCUUUUCCUUGCCUUGCAGUUCGCUUUUUGGGUAGCAAUAAACAAGACGUUUGGCACCGAGUGCGACGAAACGUCCAAUUUCUUUGAAAGUCUCAUGGUGUUAGUUAUUCUUCCGCUGCUAUCUUGGCAUUGCAACUACCGUGUAAACAUUAUUGGAUUUGAUCAACAGCUUGCAUACAUUAAAACGCCAUGAAAUAAUGGUGAAUCAGUUUGUUUCGAGCAUACGCGUAUAGCGGCCGCAUUUCUGCUUUGGAAUGCUUUUUGUUUUUAAGCUAAAAACAAGAAAAAAUUCCAUCGGACACUAGAGCGUGACGGCUAUAUUCGUAUGUUGGAAAUACAUAUACCCUAAAGAUUUUUUGUUUGCAUUACCAGAUGGACGCACCUCUUCGAAAGCCUAAGCCUCCAUAUUAUGCAGGCAAGCAAGUGACAGUUACUUUUAAUGAGAAGCCGAAGACUGAGGAAACCUUUAAGCAGUCUCCACCACCAAACAAUUUCCAUGCGAAAGAAAAUGAAGAGGACAUUGACAAGUCAGAAGAAGAAAAGAUCAGAAUGGCUACGCAAUCGAUUAAAAAUGUAUUGAAACUUUUUGGUAAUGAUUACCGAGACCACCACGAGAAACUUAAGCUUGUAACGCAGUCGGCCAAAGACCUUCCUGCCCAUUCUAAAUCACUGGAAAUCCACCGUGAACUGGCGGGAAUACAGAGAGAAAUCGACACCCAAACGCAAAGCCAGGACCGCUCUGCUGAAAACGCUCAGGCUAUUUCACGACAAAUUGGACAGGAGUUGACCACCAAUGAAAGCGGAAACAGAAUGACAAAUGUUCCAAACUAUGCCGUAAUCAGCACGAAAGGGUCAAAAGACUGGAAAAACCUGGCUCACGUGCUUGCAAUUCAACUAAAGGGAGUUUUGAAUCAUAUGGAAAACAGGGAAAAGGAGAAUCAGUAUGAAAAAGACAGGAUGGAGGAGGAGAUGAUGAUGAUGGCACAGCAACAAGACGAAGACGAUGAUCCAGAUUAUGAUGGUGAUUAUUACGACGACGAUGAUAUGAAUGAACGACGUCAUUCUGUUCUGUGGCCUCUUGCCACUAACAGCUCUAAAAAAGCCUUUAAGAAGUUUAUCCUAGAAAACAAACGGCCUCACAGAUUAAAAUAUGAAAGCAGUGUAGAUGAAAAGCGGUUACUUCACCAAGAUGUUAAAACGUUAUCCAAAUUAGAGAUGCUUUACAAAUCUCAGGAGCGAAAUUCUUCAAACCACGAAUAAAGCUGUUUUAAAUUGAGGCUUCGUCCACACGGCACUGACCAGUCGAAACUUCGUGCGAAAUUUUUAACGCUAAAAUCGAGGUCAAAUCUUUAGCCGAUAGGGUCGAACAUUUUCACUGGCUUAAGGUAAACAUCAUGACCGUCUAAAUUUCGUUACGGCAAAUCUGACCAGGGGGAAGUGGACACCAAAACUGUCUAAAUUUUUGUACGGUAAAGAUGUGGUUCCAUGGAUACGACGUAUCCAUGGAACCGCAUCUUUACGCAAAUGGCGUCUUCAGCUGAGUUACCACGUAACGUGGUAACUCAGCUGAAGACGCCAUUUGCCAUUUUGGAUUUGCUAAAGUAGCGUAAAGGCAGAUGGUAAAACCUCUGACUAAAGUUGAAAUUCAACCGGUUCGUCAGUUCCGCGUGAACGAAGUGUCCCGUCAAAUUUUUCAGCCGAUCGAAAAUACGACUGGUACCUCUUUUGAGUGUCUUAAAACGAAAUCCAUUGCCUGUUCACUUAAGAGUGACUCCGCGUUAUCAAUUGAAGCAAAUACGACUAGCAUAAUCAUGAGGGGUGAAAACUCUUGCGACCAACAAACGUACAAGUUGGUCUCCUACCUCGUUCUUAGGGUCUUUCGUCUCUCCACCCUAGGAGCGAGAGACCCUAAGACUGUUGUGGUUUUCAGUUGGGUCCCUGAAUUUCAUUGAAGGAAGGAAGAAAAACCUCCGGGACCAGGGUAAUCUCGUACCCAGACCUCACUUUUCAGCGUAAGACAGAGAGAUCUGGGUACGAGAUUAGGACCAGGGUAGGGGAUUUAAAGUACAUUUGUUUGCCCACUCAAUAAUAGAAAUACAAAAAAUAUAAGAAAGUAGAAAACAAAAGUGGCGAGGAGACCUGACAGAAACUAUAGGAAGCUUAUGAUAGGUUAGGCCUCCUCGAACUACGGGCUAGAGCUGUUUUAACAUCAAGUGAAGCAAAAAUUUAUCUGGUUAUACAGUAAACUUUCGCCUUGACGGACACUCCGCUACAACGGACACCCCUAUAAUACGAAGAGCACCCAAAUCCCAGGAACAAAUGAACUACAGAAGUUUGAUCAAAAUAAAAUCGCGUUAUUACGGACUCUCGCUAAUAUGAGGACACUAACUCAAAGUCCCUAGAGUGUCUGCUCCCCGGGUCUGCUCUAAAGGGAGUUGACUGUGUCACGCGAAAACUUUCACAAAUGAAAUUUUCAAGUGUAUCUCUGAUUUACAGUAGAGCUUCAAAAAUUACACUUGUUGGAAGUUGUAUUAAAAUGACUACCGAUUUUAAUUCGGAUUGUUUGCAAAAUUGUGCAAGCAAGCAUAGAUGAAAUAAGUUUCCAUUCAGUGACGUAUUAAAGUUCUCUCAAACCUACCAGGUAAACAGCUGUAAAAUUGGUUUAAUUCAGAACAUUGGCGCAGUCAGUAUCGAUGAUACAGAUUUUAUCUCUUUUCUACUUUAUUUUCUGGGCCAUGGUCCAACGCCACUAGACUAUUAUAGAACCCCAACGACUUAAAAUAACUUAUUUAUAAAGGGAUAUGGAAAAUUUUCUUAUACUUCCCAUUAUUAACCCAUCCUGUCAGCUGUCCUGUGAGUUUUCUCGAGUAAGGCCAUUGCAGGCCUAUAUAAGCCAGUACAGGUUGUAAGAUUUUUGUUGUAUCCAACGACAGCACAAAGAAGGGGACCAGGGAAUAAAGUGUACAUAUAAGCCUUAAGAGUCAUAUGUAGUGUGAGAUUGCACUAUUAAAGGGAAGUAGAUACAUGUGUGAUGUGCGAGAGUACACACUGCGUAUGGGAGCAGUACAGGCAUCUUCGGACUAAAGGGACAGCGGCGUUCUUGCUCGCAAAGAAUUGACCACUCCAGAAAAUACCAUAACAUACCAUAAUGCUCUUUGUUUGUCACCCCAAAAUUUUGCAUAAGCAUUGUCUUCAGUUUCUCUUGGGAGUUAAAAUGGCCCCAAGAGAAACUGAAAAUAAUGCUUAUGCAAAAUUUUGGGGUGACAAACAAAGAGCAUUAUGGUAUGUUAUGGUAUUUUCUGGAGUGGCCAAUUCUAAUUCUCGCUGAGUUGCAUAGAUCGCAAUAAUCACAUAGACCUUGCUACUUUUUUAAUAAAGGAAAAGAUUCAAGACCAAAAAUGUUUGUUAAGUUAAGCCGGAACUCUGGGGGUCAUUUACCCACAACUUCGCUCACCUCUGUGCGCUUAUGUAGCACAAACGGGGAAAACGCCCAAUUCCUCCAAUUCCGCAGUUAGUCUCAAUUCCUCUGGGUCGGUUAUGUGCGAGAAACAGCGAAAAACGCUGCCUAAGAGAAGCUGGAGCGCUUUCAAUGAGUAUGAAAACACAGCAAAAAGUCUGCUUAACUAUGGCAACGCACUAUUUUUCGUGAGAACAUGGAUACCACGAACAACUUAGCACAAAGAGGCUGCCAUCAGUUUUUUUAACGUAGCCAGUGAAACUGUGUAUCAUGAUCCUUUUCUGUUUAUCCGGCAAAAACGAGAAAAGAACGUCCCUCCUAGUGCCGGCAAGCUGCUUUUUGUCUUUCUCUUUAUUGGAAAUUUCCAGUUGAAAGGACCAUGUUUGAAUUUUUUACUGAAACGACCAGUUUUAUGAAACAAAGCGCUUUUCAGUAUAAAAUAAAACGUGCGCUUUUUUGGCAAAAAAAAAAAAGGAAAGAGGGAAACAUUGCUGUAUAGAGUAAUAAGACAAGAGAAAAGGAAUGAAGCGGACCUAAAAGCUCAGGUUUCCUAAGAAAGAAAGAUAAAAGGCCGAACUGUUUUGCUCAUUCACUAUUCGUGAUGUUUCUUUCUUGGACCGGAUGAGACAGAAAGUUUCCAGCUUCCGGUUGAAGCCUCCUAUCCACACCCGACUGCCAAGUCUUUUCAACUUCUUUAUUAGUGCAGACUUCAAUCAUUGUCUCAUAUUUGGCUUAUUCUAACCCCAUGGCUUCAUUCAGCCGUGCAUAGGAUCAUACUUUCAACCUUGUUGAUACCUGGACAUAGAAUACUGCUCGCGAAGAAGUAAGUGAAAGUUGUUGUGUGACACUUAACGCAGUUCCAUUUCCGGACAACAAUUUUUGCAAAGCACGAUGGUCUGUUACACUCGACAAAUCGAUCAGUCAUGGCUAUAUGGCGCUAUUUAUUCCUGUAUAUUCUCUUCUUUACGAAUUUUCAAACGUCCUCAGCGGACUCUAAGGUCUCUGAUGUAGUGUAUAAUCUUUCAAAAGAAUCAGAAGUCAGGGAGCCAAGCGUGUUUCUUGCGAUUAUUGCUCGUAAUGCAGCUCAUCUCCUUCCGAACUGGCUGGGAUAUAUCGAUAAUUUAGACUACCCUAAAAGUAGAAUUUCUGUUUGGUAAGUGUGUCCUCUGGUAUUGUUAUUAUUAGUGGUUGUGUACAUUUCUUAGUUUUGAUUGUUUUAAGUUGUUAUAGAAGCCACAGUUAUUAAGCGACCAAGAAUUUUCGACAAACGGUCCAACCGUCGGAUCACAACAAAUUAAUAAAUGAGAGCAUUGCAUGCUAAAAACUCCUGCAUCUAUGAUUUGUUUACCGUUAGCUGUUGCACUGUUGAUUUCCAAAAAAGGAAUCUUCUUUUAAUAUAUACUUAGUUACUUGCCAAUGCAAAAAGCGCAUAAAUGACAGCUACCUCAUAAACAUGUAGUCAGUUAUCGUCAACGUGUCAGUGCAUUCCUUAAAUUCUUCCACGAUCCGAUACUUGCAAAGUGUGUAGUGGAGUAAGCGUAGCUUUUGGAGCACUGUCUUAUACCAUGUAGAUUGUUGUUUUAGUCCAGAGUUUUAAUUAAGAGACGUAAAAAGGAAUCAAUAAUAUUGCAAAUAAUUUAUAAGGUCAUUCUAUUACUUUCAUUACUUUCAUGACUUUCACAAAUAUAAUUAUGAAAGUCAUGAAAGUCAUGAAAGUAAUAGAAUGACCUUAUAUACAUUAAUUAUUAAUGUAUACAUGUGGAAAGGGUAGGGAUUUCAGAAGCUGAAGUAUAAGAAGGGUAGGGAGAUUGGGUAGUUAGGUGUUUACACUGUAUGCCCGUAUCCCUUUACUAUAAUUUGUCCUCGAGCAAUGUCGUUUAUUAAUUUACUUCAUUCCAAGGGUUUAGUUGCGCUGGGGAGACAGUGUUAUUAGGAAGAUAGGUUAAAAGGGGGUAUCAUUAUUCAAUGGUAAGAAAGUGUAAUUUUUCUCUCAAAAAUGGUAUACACACAAGAGUAAGAGAGUGGACCUUAGGUCAGAGUCCUCCUGUAUUAACAUUUUGUAAGUUUUUCCCCAGGCUACACCCAGACUUUCGACAGAUUCCCUCCCCACUCUCCUCAGGGUUUUAUUAUUACCUUAAGCCAGAAAAAGGUACCUGGUUCAGGCAGAGCCUCCCCUUUAGGCCAUAACAAGGACUACCCCCCACUGGGUGUAGGAUCAACCCUGACCUUGAUAAGAACAAGAAAAAAACAAAAAUGCAAAUAUCUACUCUUUAUGGGACAUCAAAUUCUAACUCUGUUAUGAGGACAAUUGGAUAACAUACUUUGCUGUUUCUCGAUGUGAACACCCUGUUCAGGACAAGCUUACGUAAAAUUGAAUGGCCUGUUUAGGAAAGAGAGCCAAUAAACCAUUCCUUGUCCUGUAGGACAUUAAGGAAAUACAUGUGUGGAAUAGAAAAUUAGCUAGCAUGAAAGGUGACUUGUAUUUUUUAAAUCUUUUGAUAAUUAAUUUGUCUUUGUAUCUAUUGAAACAAUUAAAUGAAUUUUUCUCUGACCCAAUGGGAUGGCUUUGCUAAACCAAACACUGCCAAAACCACAAAGUGGCUCCAAAUGAAAAACCUACUGACUCUCUGCAAAUCUUCCUUCAAAGUUCAAUUUAACUUUCAUAGUUUCGAAGACAAGGGCAAUUUUGCUAAUUACGAUAAAGAUUGUCAAAAUUUUUUAACUCCACACAGGCAUGAGCUCUACUGAAUCUGGCUAAAUUUGCUCAUGAUUAUGCAAAGGUUUGGAAAAACAAGGUUCCAAUCAAAAUCACUACCCGGUUUUCGGGUAGUGACGUCAGGACGGCAUUAAUGGCUGGUCGAUUCAGAUGUUACUGAGGGAGUAAAUGACUCAAACUAAUGUCUGAAAUUUAGGCUAGUGAUCUAUAUGUGUGAAACCAAUAAACUUUCACCCACUCCCCCCUUUUUUUACUGGGCCCGUCUUCUUCAUGAGGCACUCCUGAGCUUGGAGUAUGCCCUUUCCUUUUUUUUAAAUUUGAUUACUGGCAUUCUUUUUGUUACAGAUUAUUAUAUUGUGAAAGGUAAGUCAUUAUAAUCAUUUCAUAUAAAGAUGGUAUUGACCUAAGCAUUCAUACAAUCCCCCAAAUCAAAUUCGAAUUCUCGAAGUUUUUCAGUUAUAAAUAACAUGACUUUUUUUAUUAUUAUUAUGUGAUUAUUUCUAGGAUCAGAUCUGACCAUAAUGAAGACAACACAUCAAAAGUCCUUCAAGAAUGGGCUCAGAAUGUGAAGCAGUUGUAUCACAGAGUAUUGAUCAAUGUUUCUGACACACCCAGUGAUUACGAGAACAGUGCUGGUCCAGCUGAGUGGUUAGAGAGCAGAUACAAACAGAUGAUGUACCUGCGGCAAAAGGCCCUGGAUAGUGCCAGAAAGCAGUGGGCAGAUUAUUUAUUUGUAUGUUUUCUUUGCCUUCAGUUAUCAACUAUGGUCAAACCCUGUUAAUACAGACACUGAGGGGGCCAUAGAAAGUGUCCUUUUUGACACGGUGUUGGGAUUAACCAGGUUGAAUUAAGAGAAAAUGUAAGGGCUUUCUGUCCCCAGGGAAAAAGCAAACUGUCCGUAAUAAUGAGUUGUCCAUAUUAAGCAGGUGUCUGUAAAGCGGGGUUUAACUGUACCUGGGGGAAGGGAAGGGAUGAAUGAAAAAUUUGUGGUGGGAGAGUAUCUGUGCUCCAGGGUCUGUGAAACUGUUGUCCAACAUAAGGCCUUGGUCAACUACAUUUUGCAACCCUAUUCAAAACUACAGACACCAAAAUCCCUUCCCUUUCACAGACUCCCCAUUGCCCAGGCCUUGAGUUGUUCAAAAGUUGGUGAGUGCUCUCUACUGGAUAAGAGUUACUGAAAACAGUUGCAUUAUCCACUGGAUAAUGAUUUAUGCAGCAUAUAUCACCAUUUAACUUUUGAAGAACUACAGAGAUCAGAAACUCUUACAAUAACCACUUCCCACAAUCUGUUAUAGGCUGAAACCCCCUGAUUGAUGUUUCCAUACAGUAUCCCAGGCUAAAGUGCUAGAAAAAUAACUAUCAUUGAUUGUAGCUCAUUCAUUUACUCAUUAAGUGUAUGCGUGACAAUGUAACUAACACCCCUAACAAGGAGACCAUUAACUGUACUAACACCCCCCACCCCUCAGGGAUAUCAACAGUGAGACCAUUAUGUUUAUACAUGACAACGUUACUAACAUCCCACACCCAGGGGCCGUUCUAGGGGGAGGGUGCAGGGGGUGCACACCCCCCCUGAGAUGACCUGCAGCUUUCUAAUACAACUGGUAUUCUGCAAAAAAAAAAAAAACUAUGAGGGUUAUUGGUGUUGAAGUAAGGCAAGACAGGAGUGCACCCCCGCCUAAAAAAAAUCCUGGAUCUGCCCCUGACACCCCUCUGCCAGGGAGUAACAACAGUGUGAACCAAACAUAGCAAAAAGUAUUGUUCUCUGAAAAAAAUUAACUAGUCAUAAGUGACAAAUUAGUUUUACUAAACAAAAUCUCAGCAAUGAUUGUAAUAUCAAAAUAUCUGCAUUAUUCUAUGCAAAUGUUGAAGAGGAGAGGGAGUGUAGUUAUCAGAAGCAAUGAAUUAUUGGCCGUAUUUCCCAUGCUUGGCAUGUUUUCUUUUAACUAAAAUUUGUAGAUAGUAUGGUAAUGACAGUAGACCUAACAUAUGGACUGUUUAAUUCGUGAAUGUUUAGGUGAAAUGCGUAAAGGACCAGAAUUAGACCAUGCAACUUUUAACUAAAAUUUGUAGAUAGUAUGGUAAUGACAGUAGACCUAACACAUGGACAGUUUAAUUCGGGGAUGUUUAGGUCCUUUAACUUGAACACAAGUUUGGUAUCAAGCUUAAAAGGAAUGUAAAGGACCUAAGGUUUACUUCUUAAGACUAACACCUUCUUGUGCCCACACUUGCAUCUGUAAAUUAGACCCAGUACCUUGCAUACUAAAGUAUUCUCUUCAAGUUCACUGAUAUCAGAUAAGGUGCUUUAAAAAUGACUUCAGUUCGUUGGUAUUUUUCAUUCUCUUUCCAUAUAGAAAUUAUCUUAAGGUGGAUUUAUUUUCAACCUACUUGUACAGCUGUUCCAUUGCCCGCUAAAAGUGUUUAUUGUUUUUGAGCUUGGAAACAAUUCAAACAUUCCAACCUUCAAAUGCAAUGGCUGUACACGUGUUACAAACCACCCUUAAUAUAUUAUGCUUCUUGUUUGCUUUAGUUUGUAGACUGUGACAACUUCCUUGUCAAUCCCAAAACACUACAGCUUUUGAUGGAUGAAAAAAAGUGAGUACCACAUUUACUUUCCACUACAUUACAUUUUGCAAUAACUACAAUGGUUUACAUAAUUGUACAGUCAAACCUCUUCUUGUAACCACUAUCGUAAACAACCAGCUCUAGUGACAACCACCUUUGUGAAAGCUCGUUUGAGCUGUGACCUAAAUUAACUUUGUGAUGUUAAGCCCUUGUUUCCUUGUAAACUUAUUAUGGUUCAAUGAUAAAGGUCUGUGCAGUGUGGUAUGUAGAAGUUCUUAGCCUGCAUGGCAACGACCACUCACAAUGUCUAUAUCAGAUAUAAAGACACUCACUAAACAUAAAUUUCUUUUGUUUUGUCUUUAUGAAUUAUUAAUAAGUUUCUAAAGCUCUUGUAAGCGACGACCCUCUAUUGUUUUAGCAUGCAGUUGCUUACAAGAGCUCAUUUUAGUAAGGGACAAGCUCUACUUAAAGCCACUUUUUCGAAUUUCAGUGGUGGUCGCUUACGAGAGCUUCAGCUGUAAUCUGUGUUUUGCAUGGAGACGUUAGAAAACUCACCUGGCCACAGUUUUUCAAAAGUGGGAUAACACUCUAUACUAGAUAAAUCUAUCCAGCAGAUAAGUAUCAGGGAAACCAAUUGCGUUAUGUACUGGAUAGAGAUUUAUCCAUUGGAUAGCAUUAGUCCACCACUAAGACCUGGGGGUUAAUAUUUAUAAUAAUUAUUUUAUUAUGUAUGAAAGAUUUUUGAAUAAACCAUUUUCUUCUCUUGUAAGAUGGUAGAAACACGUCCAUGUUAAUAUAAUUCUUUUUACUCAUAGAACUGUAAUAGCUCCUAUGAUUGAAGUGUUUGGAGGCAAGGCUGCAUAUUCUAAUUUUUGGGGUGGAAUGGAUGAAGAGGUAAGUGCUAGAUAAUUCAUGAUAGAUCUUUAAUAUACAAAUAAUUUUAAUUGUAGUGGAUUUUUGUGAUCUCUUUUAUAAAGAUCAUUCUUGAGUUUAAACUUUGUCGUCGUGCCAUCUCCUUAACACUCACUGGCUGAUUAUGGUGUUUUUAUGGCCUAUAUCACAUGUUUUUCUUCUCCCUUGGGGUAGUCAGUGUUUUUAUGAUGGCAUGUAAAUGCUCUUGGUGGCAGUAGAAUGAACUAGAAAUUUUUCAUUUGAAUCCGGUUGAUACCCUUGUAAAGCAUGGAAUUUUUUUCUUGGUGUGCGACACUCUAGGGAUACUAUGCAAGAUCUGAUGAUUACUUUCCCAUGCUUCAACGAGAGAAGAAAGGCUGUUUUGAGGUGCCAAUGAUCCAUUCCACUCUUCUUAUUGACCUGCGGAAGGCAGUAAGUGACCAGCUGAUAUAUAAUCCACCACUGGAAAGUUAUACAGGCGAAGAGGAUGAUAUUCUCGUAUUUGCACACUCAGCAAGGAUGGCUGGUAAAUACUGCAGUAGAUACCUUGUAUUCACCGUAUUCUCAUUAAUGAUGCGUAUAGCGAAAUUAAGACUCACCUGCCUCCUCCACAUGUACAGGCUAUUAGGGAGCUUAAGCAAAGGUGUUUUUGAGUGACACACGUCAACCGAUAGUGAGACGUUUUUCCUUUUCAAAUGUCUUGACGCUAACUAAUUUGAGCUACUAACGUCUUUAAAUAGCGACGAUUUGCCUGAAAAUUGGGGCAAAACCACUGUCCGAGAAUAUGAAAAACUCACUUCCGGUUGGCGCCGUCGCUCAAAAACGCCUUUGUUUAAGCUCCCUUUGGGGGAAAGUGGGGGAUGAUGGGAACGAGCGCAGAGCACGAGCAGGGUUUGAUGGGAAGGAAACCACCACACAGAAGUAUUUGGUAUAAAAAGGCUAAUAAUAUUCCCCGACGGGAAUCGUACUUGCCAAGUUCAAGGACGAAUAGUGUCCCUGACAAAAAACCGAGAAGGGAGCCAUUUGGCAGCUCCACAAAUCUCGAUUUUCGCCUGUCCAUGUAUAAGCCACAGUGGAAAGUUUGAAGCAAUAUGAACAGAUGUAAUCACCUGAUGUUUUUGUUUUUGUUUUUGAGGUAUAAAGCUGAAUCUCCUUAAUAAAGAAGUUUAUGGUUACAUGCUACAACCAUCAGGUGCCAGUAAAACUUUGAAAGAUAUGAGGAUUUCCUUUACACACGUAAAGCUUGAGUGGUUUGGUAAGUCUGGCCGGCUUUAAACAAUGCUUCUAUCUGUAAUAGGGAAGCUAAACAUAUUGCUCCUUUAUUUUAAUUCCCCUUUCAAAUUUAAAUGUUCAUCCGAUUUCCAUAUAUUUAUACUCAGUUGUAUAAAAAUCUGUAUUGUUCAGAAGAGCGUUUAAGAAUAUUACAUCAGAGAACGCUAACUGCACUACCAACGGCUCUUGGCGAAAGUUUAGCCCGCCGUUAUCUUUGCUUUUACCAUGCAUAGCUGAUAUAUUCAUGUGUCUCCACUCGUAACCUGCCCGCUCGGCAAGCGACGUAAGGUGUGGCCAAUGGAGGGGAAAAACUGGACUGGGUUUGCCAUGCACGCCAUGUUAGUUCCUCCAAGUUCCAAAUUUCUCCAAAACGUACAGUUGACUGAAGUUUUACAUUACUGCUAUAUCUGCGAUAUGUGCAGAAAUGGCCUUAAACUUUAAUUAUUGUUUUUUUCUCUCUGUGUUUAGUUGAUCAUCCAGAAGAAUUGAUGCCAGUUAGUUCACAUGUUUCUCUUAAAUAUAUCUCUCCUGAAAAGCUUGGUUUUGAUGAGGUACAAUUAACAAACAGGCCUUAGUUGUUCAGAAGGUGGAAAACGCUAUCUAGUGGAUAUCGCAAUUGGAUUCCCUGAUACGUAUUCGCUGGAUAGUGAUUUAUCCGCUGGAUAGCCGGUGCCAUCUAGCUUCUGAACAUCCGGGGCUUGUAGUUGAUCAUCGUCAAUAUAGCUGUCUCCCAUACAACCUACGAAUAAAGGAUAUUAGCAAAAUCCAACUAGUGGUCUAUUAUCAAUGCUGCGUUCUGAUUGGUUGAGCUACUACUAGGCUAUACGUUAUAACCCACUAGUGACGAAAAGCGCCGGCUUUGAAAACCAAACCAAUGGCGGCUGAAUCGCGUUUUGCUAACUAAAGUUGUUUUGUCUCGAUAUUUUUGACCAACUAGUUGGAUUUUACUAAAACAAUUAUUCCUCUCGCCCUCAUGGCCUCUUGAAUCAAUAGCCCAUGAGGCCUUCGGCAUCAUGGGCUAUUGACUCAGAGCCCAUUAAGGCUCAAAGAAUAAUUGUUAAAUGCUCACCUCCCAAAACAAGAUGUUAUCAACAGUGGUAAAACCAUCCUAACCUUGCAUCAAAUACCCGCGGGUAUUGAAACAAUGGCUUGUACGAAACUUUUCGAACAUAUCCUUUUCUUUAGCGCUGAAGGUGUUUUCUAUCUAGUUAAUUCUUCUAUAUCAUCCCAAUAAACCGGGCUUUUAUGAGGAGGUCCAUAGCUAGUAAGAUACAGUAAGCCCCGGCACCUCCAGUGGUUCACCUCUGUAUCCAUGGAAAACUAUUUUGUAUUUGGAUUCUGAUUGCCUUGAGCAAAUGAUCCUCUUUCAGCACGUGGAGUGUCUCCUUAUCUUAUAACAUAUCUAUCCCUUUUUUGAAGAUCUAUCUUAUCAACCUCAAAAGACGACCUUUGCGACGAAAACGAAUGCUUGCAUCUCUGAAAGAGCUUGGAAUAAGCGUCAAGUUAUUUGAUGCGAUAGAUGGGAAGUGAGUAUUAGUUAUAUUUGUUUGCGAGUUUAGAUAAGUUAACUUGUACUACGAGACUAAGUUUUUUCGCUCGUCUUUUAUCAAACCUUUCGGUUGCGAUUAUUUUCAUGAUAUCUUUACAAAAAUAAGUGGUUUCAUAUCAGGCACAGCUUUACUUCAGUUCGCCUUUCCUAUUUGAUAAAUUGUCAACCUGAAGCUGACGUUGGCCAUUUGCUGUAAACUUGAUUUUAAAUUUUUCUGUUGUCACAGAGUUUGAAUUACGAGUAGUCUCUUUCUUUUCCUAGUUUCCUUGAAGGGGAGUUAAAUCCGCUUGUAAUCCGAACUCGGCUUUUCUGUCAUUACCCACGGGCAACUGGCACACCCCACUGAUCGGUUACCCCACUAGACUACACGGUUGUCAAGCGGUUAUGGCUGCCCUUCAGCGGCUCCGUCAAUCUUUGCAGUUUUAGCUCUAGUUUUUUCGCUUUUUCCGCUGAUGUCGUGCCAGCCUAACCUAUAGUACAAAGACGUAAACUUUAUAGUUAUCUGGAACCGUUUUGUUUUGUUUUUUUUUAAUUCUCCUAAAUUUAAAUCAUUUUCCUUCUCCUACUUCAUUUUUUUUCUCUUCAUCUUUCGUGUUAUGCAAUUUGAUUACUGCAACUACUCAGCUCGUUUAGUUUUUUUAUAUUCUCGAGAGUGUUUUUCACCCGAUUUGCUCUUAUUUAUUCUGUUCUUGUAAAGUUUUUUAACUUGGCAAAGAAAAUGGUUGGUUGUUAAAGAGCGACCUUCCUAUUUAUUUAAUUAUUGAAUUGUUUAUUUAUUGUGUGUUUGCUUUUGUUCACUAUACUGAUGGUCGUUAUCUACAGAUCAUUAACAGAUGAGCAAGUGAAGGAUAUGAAAAUAAAAAUGUUACCAGGUUACAGUGAUCCUCAUGGAAAAAGGUACAAAAUAAUUUCCUGCCACAAGAGAAUGAAAAAAGAGGCAAUAACUGAGCAAAUUGAAACUUGUGCUUCUAUUUGAUUGCUAAUGUCACCUCCACCGAGCAACCCUUUUUUAGACUAGAAACUCAACGCACUGAGAAUUUCGUGUUUCCCGAGGCGAAGUCAUCGGAAACAUUGAGAAUCCAGCGAAAUCAAAAUAUUGUACAGAGUGACCACAGAAUGGGAAACAAACAGUCGACAAAUUUUAGUUAACACAUUGUUUGCCACCCGCGUGGGAUUCAUGUGAAUUUAGUUAAAGCGCGGUGUUACAAACCAGUCAAUUACAAUCGGAGAUUUUCUGUUAGUGAGAAGCUGAAGCUGUAUUCCAAAACUAUUUUUUUAUGUUUUUUAUAACUUAGGCCGCUGACCAUGGGAGAAAUUGGAUGUUUUCUGAGUCAUUACCUCAUCUGGGAGGAGGUAAGAUCACUGAUGGUAUACAGUUCACGUUUACAUAGUAGAGAUUUUUUUCCUCAUGUAUUGGUAUACAAGUCAGUUUGAAAAACAAUGUACAGUCUAUGAACAUUACUGCAAUCAUUUGACUUUCCGCUAUUAUUCUUAGAUGGUUAACAACGGCCUUAGUCAAGUUUUGGUUUUAGAGGAUGACGUGCGAUUUGAGCCUGAUUUUAGAAAUCAACUCCGACAAUUGCUGAGGGAAGCAACAGUCCUAAACAACAAAUAUCGUUGGGAGCUAAUGUGAGUUGACUUUUUGAUUUAAUUUCGUCUUUUUGUCCGUUGUCGGCGCACUGCUGCAACGGAAUUAAGCUUCAAUUGCAAAAAAUCGCAUGCUCAACAAUUUUUCGCUCAUGAAACGAUUUCCGUGGAUUUCUUUAGCUUGCGUUGUUUUUCAUAUUUGUCAGUUUAGGUUUGAGCGUUCAGUUAUGUAGCGGAAAAUUAUCACAAACGCUUGCUGCACUGAGAAUGUCAGUCAAUUACGGACUAGAAGUCUCUAAUCCGAUAAUAAAUGUUCAAAAUUUCAAACUGAGAACUAUACACAGCUUAUUGUCCAGUUAUACUGACUUAAACAAAAUGUUAGUAAGUUUUCGACUGGAGGCAAAGCUUUUGCAAAGAUAGAUGAACGUAAGGAGAAAAUUACUGUUUAAGGUUCGUAACAUGGUCAUUGAAGGAGGGGGAGGGUAGGGAGUUACAGCAGCCAUGGUGGUUACGGUAACAAGAAUCUCUACGAGUUGUCGUUCUCUGUCAGUAAGCUGCAUUUACACGAUCAGGUUGUCCUUGACGAGGAAUACUUGCUAGUGUGAAUAAGCGAAGAAGGAAGAAAAACUUGCUCAAGUUUUCCAAUUUAAAAGACUAAUUUUUCUUUGCUAUUCUAAACUGGGUUUACUCUUGUUUGUCAUUCUGAUGCUGUCGUUUGCCGCUCUCGUUGUUGUUGCAUAAAAGGGACCUUACCAUCUGACAAAUGAUGACGCCAAUGGAGACGUCGCUAAAAAUAGACUUUGCGUCCUUUCAAAAUGUUUCGCCCGAAUACCAAGCUACGCAAUUACCUAAGAGUAGGGAAAUUAGGUGAGAAUUGAAGGGAGAGGACCGCUUUAGAGUUCAGAUUUAUCGCCUUGCUGUUCCUGUUCUCAGCUCAAGUAAAAGCCUUUGGUCAUUUUACGUCGUUCUUGUACAGGGACGGCAAAGAAAGUUACAAAAAAGUGCAACUGGCCUACCUAUUACUCUGAGGUCCUACUUAUGCUGUAAUCAGGGCGCUGAUGACCAAUCAGAUUAGAGAAUUUUAUUGUAGUUGCAUUAAUCUGUUGUGCUUUUGUCUUAUAGUUACAUAGGACGCAAGCGAUUUCACAGUAAACCUGUGCAGAUGGUUCCGGGAGCAGAGCUGUUGGCCUGGGCUGAUUACACCUACUGGACGCUGGGAUACGCGAUUAGUUUAAGUGGUGCUCGCAAACUCCUGUCGGCAAAACCGCUUGAAAAAAUGGUAGCAGUGGACGAGUUUCUACCGAUCAUGUUCAACAAGCACACAAAGUAAGUCGAAUAAUGUCAGUACGUGGUGCUUUUUAAUAAUUGUUUUUUUUUUAAGAUUACUGGCAAGCUAGUUAUUUCACAUGACUCUUCUCCCAAUAAAACGUUUUUUAUCGGCUUCUGGUUCAUCCCUUGAAAGCAAUAUUCAGGGCUAGAAAUUAACGCUCGCAAACUCGCAAAAUGCGAGUGAUUUUGAUAAUCUGCGAGUGAGAAAAACAUCAACUAGCAAACGUUUGCGAGUUGGAAUCAUCAAUGUCUCCCAAACAAAGGGAAAGAAUUUGCUACUGGUCUCACCAGUUUGCUAGUGGAAAAAAAAUCUUUCUAGCAAAACUUUGCAAGUGCACUAAAAAGUUAACUUCGAGCCCUGGCAAUAUUGUGCCAAGAAGAAGUAUUUGUCUGCACCGGUGUUGUUCAGCAUUCAACAUUGUUUGUUGCAGGGCGGGGAUCACAUUACGCAGCUUAAGCAACGACGACGGCGACGGCAACGAGAACGAGAAAAAAGGAUUAGGAUUAGAUUAGCAAAACAACAACUUUUAAACUUUUUUUGUACCAGCAUUUCUUUGUCGUCGUUGCACGACUAGGACGUGAAACUUUCUUCCAAGAGAAAGAUUUUCCUUUUCCUUAAAACUUGGAUACAGUCCUUUCAAUUCAACUCCAACAAAUUUCGCAAACAUUUAACACAAUUAACGAGCGGAAGUAAGAGAGAUUAAGUUAAAGACAGCGCAAAUUCACUUGUUAAGUGCCGUUUUCGCUGUUGUCGCCAUCGUGGUUGCUUAAGCACCCUCUUCUGCCCUCCCAACACUUUUAUAAAGCCAUUGUUAGCUUGUAAGCUACUUGGCUCGGAAAACUUGUCCUAUAUGAAUCUUUCCUAAUAGUAUUUUUUAGGGUAUAUUCUCCAUAUCUCUUGUGUUUGCUUACACAGUUCAGAGUGGAGUAACCAUUUCUAUCCGCGGAACCUUGUUGCCAUGACAGCCGAACCAUUGCUUCUGUACCCGACGCACUACGUAGGUGACGAAGGAUACUUCAGCGAUACAGAAACAACAGGACUCAUCCCACCUGAGUUACAACAAAAUGACAAUGAGAAGCUCAAAAGAAGAAUCGAGCUUUGACGUCUGUUUGUGUAAGUCAGUCUACGCCUCGAUGUCCAGUGCUGUGCGAUCGACAGGAGAGUGCAAGUAUUACUCUGUAGGACUGACAGUAUCAAACCGCUGUCUUUUAAAUUUUUAAAAGGUUCAAAACAAUCAGAAAAAAAGCAGCUCUAGUCAGUAACGCACUUUAGCAGCGAGUUUAGUUUUUUGAGGCAAUGCCGAAGUAGUCGUAUAAGAAUCGAUGCAUUAUUUCAUUAGUUGGUUUGACGUAAGUGGCGGGUCCCCGUAGACACUAACGAACUGAAAUGUGAUUGGCAUGUGAUGCAGGUUUUGUUAUAAAGGAAGACCUUAACUUGGAAAAUGAGCUGUAACAUAGCGGGUUGCGAGCAAAACUAGCGACUUUCUUAACUUAAUAAAAAAAACAGAAUUUAUUAAGAUUAUUUUGAAAAGAGAUUGUAUCUGCCACUAUGCGAGUACAAAGCAGUUUUUAUUUGAGCAGACAAUGUAUCUGUUCAGUUACUGCUGUCGGUUCCACGGUACCGAAUUCAAUCAUGGCAUAAAUUAUCAUAAAUAAUCAUGCGUUAUCGUUUUGCACGCAUGAGUAACCUUGUUUUAUUGCAAAAAAGAAUAAGAAGGAAG
Messenger RNA from Porites lobata, 17490 nucleotides. NCBI's taxonomy places the organism in Eukaryota, Metazoa, Cnidaria, Anthozoa, Scleractinia, Poritidae. The record is from the annotation of a GenBank genome assembly.